GUCCGUCCGGCGUCCAUGCACCGUGUCCACGGAGCCCCACCGUGGCGCCAGACUGGCACAACUGCCAGUACAGACACAAGAGUGGAGAGAGUGCUUUCACUGGACUGCAAAGCUCGCUACUGCCUGCCUGCCGCCACUCCUCGAACCCCUCGCCCCGUGCCGUGCCCCUCCUCCCAAUGGCCGCCGCCGCCUCCUCCUCCGCCCCAUCCCCAUCCCAACCCUAGCGCCGCGUCCCACCUCCACCAGCAGCUCGCUCGGCUCCAGAAUCAGAUCCCGCGCCACACCACACCGCACCACAUGGCGGCGGCGGACGCGGCGCAGCAGGGCCCGCGCGGCCACCGGAGGCGCGGCGGGGGCGGGGGCGCAACGCGCGUGCGCCCGCGCGCCUGGUGCUGCUCCUUCGGCGGCGCGCCCGACAGCCCCGACCUGCGCCCGCUCCCGUCCUCGGCCGCGUCCCCGGCGCCGGCGGCGGCGGCGGCGGGGACGGGGGCGGGGAGGAAGCUGCCGCCCAAGUCGCCGUCGUCGGCGGCGGCGUCAUUCUACGGCUCGCCGACCUCGUCCAGGCUGGCGGGGCUCGGCGGCCUCAUCGACCCGCGCCGCAUCCUCUCGCCCGGCCGCGUCUCCCCCAUCGACCCCGACGCCGGCGCGUUCCCGCCACCGCCACUCCAGCUCCCGCUCCCUCCUCCUCCUGUUCCGCCGGCUUCCUCCGUUGAGGAUUCGGCAGUUCUGCACCCCGUGGAGCAGCCGGCGGCGGUGCUGCUGGCGUCGGCGGCAUUGCCAUCGGCCACGGUGGCGCCGGCGCCGCCGCCGGUGGUGGCCGUGCGGGCGGAAGCGGACGCGGCGGGUGGCGUGCUGGAUCUGAGGCUCUUCCUGCGGGGGAGGGACGGGAGGUGCGUCCUCAUGGAGCUCGACUCCAGGGUGCUGUGCGGCUGCAGCGACUUCUUCGCCGCCAUGGCCCCGCGCGAGGACGCUGCUGCUGGCGCCGGCGCUGGAGGGAAGAGGAUCGAGGUGGACGGGGUGGAGAAUUUGGAUGCUUUCAGGGCCGCGGUCGAGCUCAUGUACGACCCUCAUCCAGUGCGGUGUCUUGCGGCUGCCGGCGUGUCGAGGGCCAUAGAUGUGCUUGAGGUAUGUUCCUCUAUCAUGUUCAACAAGGGAAUCAAAUCAUGUUUGACAUACAUAGAAGCUGUUCCCUGGAAUGAGAAUGAGGAGGAGAAGCUGAAGAAUCUCUUUGCAAGAUUCACUUUUGAUGAAGCAAUAUCCCAGGAUAUACUGGCUAGAUUGAGGCCACACAACUGGAAUAGCUCAGAUGACCUCACUGUACAGCUUAUUCAAUCUGUCACUAGCAGCACCAGUACUGCAGCCAGAAAAGACAUGCAAUCUUUGGUAAAUGGUCUUCUAAGCAAAAGUUCAGUCUAUCAAAAGGACUCGUCAGGGCUAAACAAGGAGAGCCUGUACCAGAUCUGUUAUUCAUGUCUGGAGUCACUGGUUGAUCUCUUUGAAGAGGCCAGAGAACCAACAGAUUAUACAGGUCAGGCUGUGGCAGUUAGGGGGAGUAAACCACUGAUUGAGCGAGUCUCUAGGCAAGCAGAGAACCUCAAUUGGCUCUUGGAGAUUCUAGUAAACAAUGACAUUGCAGAAGAAUUUGUAGAACUGUGGGCGAAGCAAGACAUGCUCAUUAGGAUGCACGAGCAAGCAUCAGCGAUGGUCAGGUAUGAGCUAAGCCGAAUAUCAGCUGGUGUGUUCAUUGCACUUGGUAAAGGAAAAGUGCAGUGUCGUGGUGACGUGCGAAGCCUCCUCUUUCGUGGGUGGUUCAGCACAAUGCUGUUGGAUUUUGGCUGGCUUCAGCGCUGCCCCAAAGGUCUAGACCUAAGAUCCCUGGAGGAGAAUUUAGGGCGGGGCCUUUUAACCCUCCCUCUCAGGCAGCAGCAAUGUUUGUUCGAGGAAUGGUUCCAGUUCUACGCGACCAAAGGAGCUGAAUGUCCAAACCUUAUUAGAGCAUUCCAGGUAUGGUGGAGAAGGUCUUUCAUUAGAUCAUUGGUAGAACCUCAGAGCUAAGGUUUUUCUUGAUGUACUAGUAUGUGUUGUGUGUAUGAUUUGUAAAAUUGGAACUGUUGUGAUGACCCGUAGAGUUAAAUGGUUUUUCUUUUGUAGUUUAGCUCUUCCCAUUGUAUGUGAAUAGCUGGGUGAAUUUGUUUGAGGAUAGCUGUGAUGUGUGGUUUAUCGGAGAUGCCAUGGUUCUUAAAUUAAUAUAUGUAACUCCAUCCGGUCUUAUGUCGAACAUUUGUAUUAACUUUUUGUAGCAUGACAGUCAGUUGUGUCU
Sorghum bicolor (sorghum) is the source of this 2320-nucleotide messenger RNA. RefSeq names its product BTB/POZ domain-containing protein At2g13690. The coding region runs from base 16 to 2055 and encodes 679 amino acids. NCBI's taxonomy places the organism in Eukaryota, Viridiplantae, Streptophyta, Magnoliopsida, Poales, Poaceae. The transcript is spliced from 2 exons. The record is from RefSeq and is a predicted model, not a curated record.